UCCUUAACACAGUUAGUAUCAAAGUAGAAACCGCAACAGAAGGUUAUGUGCAUUACUUUAGUAUUUGACAUAUAAAUGCCGUCCGACGCCAAACGCUUUCGCAUAGUGAUGUGCCUUUGCCUGGAAAUCCGAUAAACGAUCUAAUUAUCCCUGCAUAAACAACAAAGAAGGGACACAUUUUCUUAACAUUUUGUAAUUUAUUAAAAAUUAAUUGUUUAGUAUAUAACAAAUAAUAUUUAGGCAUUAAUUUAAAAAUUAUAAUUGUGCGACAUUAUUUUGGAACCUCUACCAAAAUGGAAAACGCUCACACACAGGAUGUUAUCGAAUGUCCCUACGAAAAACAUCAUCAAAUUUUAAGGUCGCGCAUGCAGGUGCAUCUAACACGUUGCCGCAAAAAUCAUCCCAACGAAAAGAAAGUUACAUGUCCUUUUAAUGUAACCCACAUUCUCAAUGAACCCGAACUAGAGUUUCAUGUUAGCUCCUGCCCCGAACGUACGUCGUUCGAACACUUCCGCAGCAGCGUAGAGGUUCCAAUAUGUCGCACUGUACCGCCACCAAUGCCUCAAUGCCAAAGUGAAGAAAAUUGGGAUGAUGAAAAUGUACCUUCCUAUAAUCCACAAGCAUAUGCAGCAAAUGCUGAUGUAUUGCGUUCUAUUCAGGGAGCACCGCCUUCGCAAAGGAAAGCUUUUCGUAAACAAGAACGUUUACGUCUUUUAGGCAUUGAUAACAACUAGUGUUUUAUUUUUCAAGUUUGUUCAUGUUCCAAAAAUCUCGGAGUUUUUUCAUGACUAUAUGUAUGUAAUUGUGUUUGGUUCAAUUUUUUAUACAAUUUUUAUGUUUAAAUGAAAAAAAUAAUACUGUGACGAUAAUAUUUGUAUAUUAAGUACCUAGACAUUUUUAAAUUUUUAUACAUAAAAUAAAA
Messenger RNA from Musca domestica (house fly), 922 nucleotides. Its product is annotated as gametocyte-specific factor 1 homolog. The record is from RefSeq and is a predicted model, not a curated record. The transcript is spliced from 3 exons. NCBI's taxonomy places the organism in Eukaryota, Metazoa, Arthropoda, Insecta, Diptera, Muscidae. The coding region runs from base 294 to 734 and encodes 146 amino acids.